AUGUCAGAUGUCAGGGACGUCAGGGAAAGAGAAGCGCAGAUCGAUAUGCUUCUGCGGCAGAGGUCAGAGCUCCUCCGGGAGGUCCAGCUAGGGGGGCCAGGGGCGGGUCAGGCGGUGGCCCGGUUGCUUGACCUCGACGGGGUCAUCGAUGAAUCAGAGACGAGGCUCUUUUGCCUCAGAUUCAUCCUGGCCCGCGGCCCCUACUCCCCGGCCUCGACUUCCCGGGAGGAGCUUUCCUCCUACACCAUCAAGAAGAAGAAGCCCGAGACCACCCUGGGAGUCAGCCUCCCACAGGAUUUUGUUGCCAUGGCCCGAGGAGACAACCACCACAUCGGCCUCCCUGGCUUCGACCCCAACUAUUGCGCCAUCAUAUCCCGGCGUGUUCUCCUAACUGGCCUACCUGGGUCGACCACGGUCGCCCAGGUGGCCAGGGGAGUCGCAGGCCUUGGUGGCGUGAUCAACAUCUUCGUCAGCCGUGAUCUCCGCGCAGAUACGGUGCCUGGGCAGUUAAUGGCUGUCGUAGAGUUCGCCUCUGACCAGAGCGCGACUCGUUAUGUCCAUUUUGUUUCUACGAUCGGCAUCUGGUUCCAAGAUCUUUGGAAGCUAAACCACCAAAUAAUCGCGACGAAAAUCUUAACACCCUCGAACGAAAUCACGUCCACGCACCCAGCAAGCUACCAAGUCCAAAACAAUGGUUCAUCUGGACGAUGUCUUCAAUUCGAGGAUUUCCCUGUAACCUCUAUCUGGGCCCUUUUCAAGAGCUUCGGCGUUCGCCAUAUCGUCGACGCCUGGACCACGACGAACGACCAUGAGGACUCGACUGAUAACCACCUAACGGUGGAGUUUUCUAGUAUCUUUGAAUCAACCCGCUGUUGCAGCCACCUUAUUCGUGGUUACUUCUCGCCAUACAAACCAACCUCAGGAAUGAUCACACUGGACUGGACAACAUCGGAUCGAGACGUGACAGAGUUAGAGAUGGAGGAAAACUGCCACAUUAAGCACGUGGAUCCCAACCAUAUUGAGCAGCAAUGGAAUCAAGAGCCAUUCAAUCUUAACCCGUCUACACAGGUCGGAAAACAUGUUCCUUCGGCAUUCUCCAUUAAGCAGGCACCCCUUGGUUCUAGCCGCGCUGCCUCUGGUGUAACAAUCGUAGGAGAUUGCGGUGCCCUGAGACAUGUCACUCUACAACAGAUCACCGCACGAAUCAGUACGGAAGACGCGCGGUACAUACUGGUUCAUGAUUCAAUCUUUGCGUGUGACAAGGCUAUCACGACUGCCCCUCGCGACCUCUACUAUUCCGUGGUCAACGCCGAGCUCAGUCGCCUCAAGGAGAUCUAUCUUUUUGACCCAGCAUGGGCAACCUUCUGGGACGAAUACUCGAAAACGCAGGGUAUUGAUUUGCGCGGUUACUAUGCUUAUGCCCACGUUGCUGCCACCCGUCGUGCAUACAACGAUCUACAUGGCCUUCCCCAAUGGCACUCAGGGGAGAUGUUGGAGCAGGCUGCCAUACCAGACUACAUCCUGUCCUACUCUCAGCCCAAUCUCAUUCGAAGGGUUAUCAGUACCAGCAAUUAA
Fusarium venenatum is the source of this 1575-nucleotide messenger RNA. RefSeq lists its product as uncharacterized. The record is from RefSeq and is a predicted model, not a curated record. Lineage: Eukaryota; Fungi; Ascomycota; Sordariomycetes; Hypocreales; Nectriaceae. Gene Ontology annotation, molecular function: nucleic acid binding.